AUGCUUGUGGGGCACCCUCUCUAUGCCUGGCGCUGGGUGUACACGAGACAGACACGGUCCCGCCAUCUUCGUGCACGUAUUGUGGAAUCAUCUGAGUCCUACACUGUGGCAUCCAGCCCAGCCCGGCGGCUGCGAAACGAUCCUCUCACUUCCAGCCCUGGGCGAAGCUCCCGUCGCACCGAUGCCCUGACUUCCAGCCCUGGUCGUGAUCUUCCCCCUUUUGAGGAUGAGUCUGAGGGACUUCUAGGUACAGAAGGACCCCUGGAUGAAGAGGAAGAAGAUGGAGAGGAGCUUAUCGGAGAUGGCAUGGAGAGGGACUAUCGUGCCAUCCCGGAGCUGGAUGCCUACGAGGCCGAGGGACUGGCCCUGGACGAUGAGGACGUAGAGGAGCUGACGGCCAGUCAGAGGGAGGCAGCGGAGCGGGCCAUGAGGCAGCGUGACCGAGAGGCUGGCCGGGGCCUGGGCCGCAUGCGCCGUGGGCUCCUGUACGACAGCGACGAGGAGGACGAGGAGCGUCCCUCCCGGAAGCGCCGCCAGGUGGAGCGGGCCACGGAGGAGGGUGAGGAGGACGAGGACAUGAUCGAGAGCAUUGAGAACCUGGAGGACCUCAAGGGCCACUCUGUGCGUGAGUGGGUGAGCAUGGCAGGCCCACGCCUGGAGAUCCACCACCGCUUUAAGAACUUCCUGCGCACCCAUGUGGACGGCCAUGGACACAACGUCUUCAAGGAGCGCAUCAGCGACAUGUGCAAAGAGAACCGCGAGAGCCUGGUGGUGAACUACGAGGACCUGGCGGCCCGGGAGCACGUCCUGGCCUACUUCCUGCCUGAGGCACCCGCAGAGCUGCUGCAGAUCUUUGAUGAGGCUGCCCUGGAGGUUGUGCUGGCCAUGUACCCCAAGUACGACCGCAUCGCCAGCCACAUCCAUGUGCGCAUCUCCCACCUGCCUCUGGUAGAGGAGCUGCGCUCGCUCAGGCAGCUGCACCUCAACCAGCUGAUCCGCACCAGCGGGGUGGUGACCAGCUGCACCGGUGUCCUGCCCCAGCUCAGCAUGGUCAAGUACAACUGCAACAAGUGUAACUUUGUGCUGGGGCCCUUCUGUCAGUCUCAGAACCAGGAGGUGAAGCCGGGCUCCUGCCCCGAGUGCCAGUCAGCUGGCCCCUUUGAAGUCAACAUGGAGGAGACCGUGUAUCAGAACUACCAGCGCAUUCGAAUUCAGGAGAGUCCCGGCAAAGUGGCGGCCGGCCGGCUGCCCCGCUCCAAGGACGCGAUCCUCCUCGCCGAUCUGGUGGACAGCUGCAAGCCAGGAGAUGAGAUAGAGCUGACUGGCAUCUACCACAACAACUACGAUGGCUCCCUCAACACGGCCAACGGCUUCCCCGUGUUUGCCACUGUCAUCUUAGCCAACCACGUGGCCAAGAAGGACAACAAGGUCGCUGUGGGGGAACUGACAGAUGAAGAUGUGAAGAUGAUCACCAGCCUCUCCAAGGACCAGCAGAUCGGGGAGAAGAUCUUCGCCAGUAUUGCUCCUUCCAUCUAUGGACACGAAGACAUCAAGAGAGGCCUGGCGCUGGCUCUGUUUGGAGGGGAGCCUAAAAACCCAGGGGGUAAGCACAAGGUGCGAGGUGACAUCAACGUGCUCUUGUGUGGAGAUCCCGGCACAGCCAAGUCUCAGUUCCUCAAAUACGUCGAGAAAGUGUCUAGCCGUGCCAUCUUUACCACUGGCCAGGGGGCUUCAGCCGUGGGCCUCACAGCGUAUGUCCAGCGACACCCUGUCAGCAGGGAGUGGACCUUAGAGGCUGGAGCCCUGGUUCUGGCUGACCGAGGAGUGUGUCUCAUCGAUGAAUUUGACAAGAUGAAUGACCAGGACAGAACCAGCAUCCACGAGGCCAUGGAGCAGCAGAGCAUCUCCAUCUCCAAGGCCGGCAUCGUCACCUCCCUGCAGGCUCGCUGCACGAUCAUUGCCGCGGCCAACCCCAUAGGAGGCCGCUAUGACCCCUCGCUCACCUUCUCAGAAAACGUGGACCUCACGGAGCCCAUCAUUUCCCGCUUUGACAUCCUGUGUGUGGUGAGGGACACGGUGGACCCAGUCCAGGCCCUGCUGGCCCCACCAACUGCACCCACUUGCUUCUCCUGCAUCCCUGCUGCAAUCCAGGCGACAGGCAGCAUCCCCAUCACGGUGCGGCACAUCGAGUCCAUGAUCCGCAUGGCAGAGGCCCACGCGCGCAUCCACCUGCGCGACUAUGUGAUAGAGGAUGACGUUAGCAUGGCCAUCCGCGUGAUGCUGGAGAGCUUCAUCGACACGCAGAAGUUCAGCGUCAUGCGCAGCAUGAGGAAGACUUUCGCGCGCUACCUCUCGUUCCGGCGAGACAACAACGAGCUCCUGCUGUUCAUACUGAAGCAGUUGGUGGCAGAGCAGGUGACAUACCAGCGCAACCGCUUUGGGGCCCAGCAGGACACGAUCGAAGUUCCUGAGAAGGACUUGGUGGACAAGGCUCGUCAGAUCAAUAUCCACAACCUGUCUGCUUUUUAUGACAGCGAGCUCUUUAGGAUGAACAGGUUCAGCCAUGACCUGAAACGGAAGAUGAUCCUUCAGCAGUUCUGA
Messenger RNA from Puma concolor (puma), 2601 nucleotides. Lineage: Eukaryota; Metazoa; Chordata; Mammalia; Carnivora; Felidae. The record is from RefSeq and is a predicted model, not a curated record.